Messenger RNA from Penicillium macrosclerotiorum, 813 nucleotides. RefSeq lists its product as uncharacterized. Bases 1 to 813 code for a protein of 270 amino acids. The transcript has a single exon. The record is from RefSeq and is a predicted model, not a curated record. NCBI's taxonomy places the organism in Eukaryota, Fungi, Ascomycota, Eurotiomycetes, Eurotiales, Aspergillaceae.
AUGCCCAAGCCGAUUACCCUCUCUUUCGAGGAAACAUACUCCGAUGAUCCCUUGGAUGACGACGAUAGUGAGUGGGAGAGGAUCACACAAGACCCAGUCAAGCGAGUCGCGUUUGAAAGAAAGUGCAUUGAAGAUGAGCUUACCGAUCAAAAACGAGUAAUUAUAUUGCAAGAAAAUCCUAGCAGCAGGAGUCACUGUCGCUUCUGGGACUGUGUUCCUAGGAAGCUGAAUGGAGAGCCUAAUAUCAGGUCUGCUUUUCGUUUCAAUGUUAAGGACCUUUCCGGUCGAUACUUUGGUAAGUCCUCACAAUGUCCUAAAAACCUAUCUCGAAUCUUACGAGUGGUAGAACCGAACAAGUACUAUCAUGUGUCAUGCAUGGAGCAAAUAUUUCCCGACCUGAGUGCCUUGCUAGAGCGGGAGGUUUUGCAGAUGGAAGGCGGGGUCACCCAUCUGACCUCAGCCUGCUGGCAGAUAUCACGAUUUCACAAUGCCAUUGAAGAUUGGUUCCGCUAUAAGGGCCGUACCUUCGAAGUGAACAUAUACGAUCGAUUCCGAAGAGCUCAUGCCAAGUGGGAGCGGAAAGCCAGCACAGUGGAGAUCAACCAUCAACUCGGGAAUCAUGAGAGUACAUCUCAGGGUUGUGAGAAGUGUGAGGAAGUGCCGGAUGAACCGCUGAGGAAGGACUACUUUCCUGAAGAGCCACGCAGUAGCCUGCUGAGUGAAGUUCUAGCCUCCGUGAUUGGCGUGGGACACUUGGAUGGAUUAGAUGGAGAUUUGAAUGCUCGCCGUUGUAAGAAGAUUCGACGCAGCUAG